GAAGAAGAAGAAGAGACUCCUCCCUUGUCUUCCUUUAUCUUUGUUGUGAGGAUGUUUGUCUGCUAGCAAAGCAUUUCGGGUAUUUAGAAAUACAAUAAUGUGAUUUACUAUUUUAGAACAGGUAACAGUUAUAACGUUAUUAUUCUGUUUUUCCAGUUAACUUAGCGUGGUCCAUCGCUUAUUGCCAACUCACUCAGAUCGACUUAAGUUAGGGAGAGUGAAUGCAAUGUCAAGCUAACCAGCCUGGUAGCUAACUAACGUCCAAUUCUUGCGAGCCAGCUAACGUUAGCUUACAAUUUGCUAGGAAGAAUAUAUUUGAUCUGAAAUCAUGAGUGAAGAGGAGAGUUCCACAUCAGCGGGUAACGACAAUAAGGACUCAAGCAUUCUCCUCACCAAGGACGGACAGACGUACUACGUUGACAAGAGCGGUGUGGUCGACAGCCGAAAUGUAGUCACGCCGCAAGAGUCGGACAAUAACAUGUUCUCCUACGACAUGUAUGAUGCCGACGAGGAGAGCGAUGUUUUGGACACCUCGGACCCGCGGGAUAGCGCUGCGAGUCCCGAGGAACUCAACGACGAAGAAGGGUACGGGGACAGCGAUAACAUUUCAAAGACUUGUACAUACGACGGUUGCACGGAAACUACGACCCAGGUAGCCAAGCAGCGGAAGCCGUGGAUGUGUAAAAAACACCGCAACAAGAUGUACAAAGACAAAUACAAGAGGAAGAAGAGCGACCAGGCUAUGUCCACUGGGAAACAAGAUGAGAGCUUGGAGGAGAGGCCUGUAUCUGUGAACAAGCAGCGUCUUGGUACCGUGGGGGACCGGCCAGCCAGACCCUCCCUCAUCGAACAGGUGCUUAACCAGAAGAGACUGUCUCUGCUGAGGAGUCCUGAGGUGAUCAUGUUUCUACAGCAGCAGCAGCGUCUCCUAGCCACCCAGAGCCUCAGCCAAUCACAGCCUCACUUCCAGGGCUGCUAACGGCAACAGGGGAGGGGCCAGCUUCUCUGGGUGUUCUGGAACUAUUCCCGUGAUUCCAUCUAUGAUUCUGACAGGAGAAGAGACCACAGAGAUCCUGUCCAAUUCCUAAUUCGUUAACAUUACAAUUAGGAAAUAGAAUACUAGGAAAUAGAAUACUAGGAAAUAGAAUACUAGGAAAUAGAAUACUAGGAAAUAGAAUACUAGGAAAUAGAAUACUAGAUAAUAGAAUACUAGGAAAUAGAAUACUAGAUAAUAGAAUACUAGGAAAUAGAAUACUAGGAAAUAGAAUACUAGGAAAUAGAAUACUAGAUAAUAGAAUACUAGGAAAUAGAAUACUAGGAAAUAGAAUACUAGAUAAUAGAAUACUAGGAAAUAGAAUACUAGGAAAUAGAAUACUAGGAAAUAGAAUACUAGGAAAUAGAAUACUAGAUAAUAGAAUACUAGGAAAUAGAAUACUAGGAAAUAGAAUACUAGGAAAUAGAAUACUAGGAAAUAGAAUACUAGAUAAUAGAAUACUAGGAAAUAGAAUACUAGAUAAUAGAAUACUAGGAAAUAGAAUACUAGGAAAUAGAAUACUAGGAAAUAGAAUACUAGGAAAUAGAAUACUAGGAAAUAGAAUACUAGAUAAUAGAAUACUAGGAAAUAGAAUACUAGAUAAUAGAAUACUAGGAAAUAGAAUACUAGAUAAUAGAAUACUAGGAAAUAGAAUACUAGGAAAUAGAAUACUAGGAAAUAGAAUACUAGGAAAUAGAAUACUAGGAAAUAGAAUACUAGGAAAUAGAAUACUAGGAAAUAGAAUACUAGGAAAUAGAAUACUAGGAAAUAGAAUACUAGAUUGGCAAUGAACCUUCUAUUGAUGAGAUAUAGAUCAGCCAUGUUGGUCAGGGAGUUGGUCAACUUAUGGGUUUGCCAGUGUUGUGAUGAUAAGAUAUUGUAUAAAACAAUGACUUUGAAUAAUUUAUCUGCAUUGUAUGUUUGUUAGCCAGCCAGUUUUAGAGGAAUGAUUCAAUAAAUGUUUUUAAUUAACUACCAAAAUGCCAACAUUAUAUGCAAACAAUGCAGUCAAUCUACAGCCAGACACUGGCUGAAAUCAGUUGAUGAUUGGAUUUAAGACAAGUUGUAAAUGUAACAGGUGCUGAAAUUCACUCACAGCUUUCCAAUAUUAUUUUUUGUGACAUAUUAUGGUCUGGUUAAAUAUAUUUUAGAGGUUGUUUAUACAGAACGUGUAUAAAAAAAUCAGUAUAAACUGUAUUUAUAACUAGUUGACAAUAGUUUGUUGAUAAUAAUUAAAUUAGACAGCUUGUGAUGUAUCACGUUUUAUUUUCCUACAUAAGUAAAACCAGGGAAUGCAUCACCUAUGCCUCUACUGCCAUUCAUUCCAAUUACACUGGUUUUGGAUUUCUCCCUGACCAAGAUGGCUGCCAUUUCGUUCUAUUCUGGAACUUUGAGAGAUUAUGACAUAGCUCCUCUUGUAAUUGAAUAGGAUCUCUGUGGUCCUUGCUACCUAGGACCUGUACUCUUAUCAUCAAUGACCGAGCUUCCAUGAUCAAUCAAUAAAUAAUUUACACCAUACAUGAACCUGUUGGUGCCAACAA
Messenger RNA from Salvelinus fontinalis (brook trout), 2574 nucleotides. Its product is annotated as regulatory factor X-associated protein-like. Gene Ontology annotation, cellular component: nucleus. The coding region runs from base 329 to 979 and encodes 216 amino acids. The record is from RefSeq and is a predicted model, not a curated record. The transcript is spliced from 3 exons. NCBI's taxonomy places the organism in Eukaryota, Metazoa, Chordata, Actinopteri, Salmoniformes, Salmonidae. Gene Ontology annotation, biological process: regulation of transcription by RNA polymerase II.